AUGGUGUCCAGGAUUCUCAAGAAAACCCCCAGCACCAACAAGCACAUGCCCAUCAAGCGCUGCCGCGGCAUACGGAGGCGCCACCGCCGCAACUGCUCCUUGAAAAAGUCGGCGAUUGCUCCAUCCACCGUCUUGCUGACCCGCGUCGGCACCAACAAAGCAUUCAAGGUCCUCCACAAACCCCAGUCCCCGGAGACCCGGACCGAACCCCAGGCCCGCCUCCCACUCCCGCCUCUAGCCUCGCCGGAGAAACGGACAGUGUGUCUGGACCUCGACGAGACCUUGGUCCACUCCGUGACUGGUCCGCCGCCCAAGAACUUCGACUUCGUUGUCCGGCCGAAGAUCCGCGGCAAGGUGAUGACUUUCUACGUGGUGAAACGACCCGGCGUGGACGCUUUUUUGGAGAGGCUGGCGGCACAGUACGAGGUGGUGGUGUUCACGGCGGGGCUGAGAGACUACGCGACGCUGAUACUGGACCGGCUGGACCGGAAGCGCCUGGUGUCGCACCGGCUCUACAGGGACUCGUGUAAGGAGAUGAGUGGGAAGUUCGUGAAGGACUUGUCCGGGUUGGGGCGGGACUUGAGGCGGGUGGUGAUUGUGGACGACAAUCCCAAUGCUUAUUUCCUCCAGCCAGAGAACGCGAUCCCCGUCGUCCGGUUUUAUGACGACCCAGCGGACCGGGAGCUCACGAGGUUGCUGGAGUUCUUUGAGGACGAAGAGUUACGUUGUUGUGAGGACAUUAGGGUUGCCGUGAAGAAGUUUGUUGGUGACGAUGGAUUGAUGUCGUCUGAUGACGACGACGACGACGAUGAGUUGCAGGAGAUGAGUGAUGCUAAGUCUAAACCUACCGUUUCGACGCCGUUCUCUAUCAUCAGUGUCCAUAGAGUUCGCCCAUUUGGGCCGCCAGUUUUGGAGUGGGGGACAAAGGUGGUGAUCGUGUGCAGUUUCUUUCUGCUAAUUAUUAAUGUAAUCGUGUGCUUUCGCACAGGAUUUCAUCCUUUUUUUUAA
This is a messenger RNA of Prunus mume (Japanese apricot), 1008 nucleotides long. RefSeq lists its product as uncharacterized. Gene Ontology annotation, molecular function: phosphatase activity. The record is from RefSeq and is a predicted model, not a curated record. NCBI's taxonomy places the organism in Eukaryota, Viridiplantae, Streptophyta, Magnoliopsida, Rosales, Rosaceae.